AUGACAGAUAAAUUUAAGGCAGAACGAGACAAUAUUCAAGUUUCCAUCAGAAUAAAGUAAGAAUCUGUUUAUUAAUUAUGCAAGACCUUUGAUAGAGGAUGGAAGGUCAUGUAUUAAGUUGGAUUCCAAUUUAAAAAAUACUAUAAUUAUUGAGGGCAAUCAGUAAUUAUAGUAGGAUUAGAAAUAUUUUUAUUUUGAUUACGUAGCAUAACAAGACUCAAGCUAAGAAGACAUAUUUAAUAUUGUAGGAAAAUAAUAAGCAAUUAAUUGUCUAGAUGGUUAUAAUGGAUGUGUGUUUGUAUAUGGGUAAACUGGAAGUGGAAAAACAUACACUAUGAUGGGUACAUAGAAGUAACCUGGCUUAUUGCCAAGAGUUAUUGAUUUUCUAUUUAAUUGCAUUCUGGAGGAUUCAUCAGAAAAUGUAGAAUAUUUAGUGAAAUGCAGUUAUUUGGAAAUAUAUAAUGAACAUAUAAUAGAUCUUUUAAAUCCUCAGUUGGGAAAUUUACAAUUAAGGGAAGAUCUUAAAAAAGGAGUUUAUGUGGAAUAGUUAAGUGAAGAAGUUUGUACAAAUGUGACUGAAUCAUUAGAAGUUCUAUAGAAAGGGAGUCUUAAUAGACAUAUAUCAUCAACUCAAAUGAAUAUAGAAUCUUCAAGAUCACAUAGUGUGUUCACCAUUUAACUUGAAUCAAGAAGAUAAUCAUCUCAGACUUAGGUUAUAAAUCAUAGAUUUUCAAGAUUUCACUUUGUAGAUCUUGCAGGUAGUGAAAGGUAGAAGCAAUCUUAAGUUCAAGGUGAAAGAUUGAGAGAAGGUUGCAAUAUAAAUAAGAGCUUACACAUUUUGGGUAAUGUAAUCAAUUCUCUGGUUGAGGACAAUCAAUCCUAUGUGCAUUAUAGAGAUUCCAAGUUAACAUUUCUACUCAAAGAUUCUUUGGGAGGUAACUCAAGAACUCAUCUGAUUGCUAAUAUUUAAUAAUCCUAACAAUUCUAUCAAGAAACCUUAUCAACUCUUAUGUUUUCUAAGAGAGUCAAAUAAGUGAAAAAUAAAGCUAGAAUCAAUGAAGAUGAAAGUGGCAAUUUAGAGAGUUUGAAAAAUGAAAUAAAAAGACUCAAAUAAGAACUUGCUAAAAGUGUUACUACUUAAUAAUAAAAAUGGGAAUCUCCAAAAAAGUUUGAAUAAAAACAGUAACAAUCUUAUAUUAAUGAAUAAUGUAUUAAAUUUAUAUUAUGAUUUAGUCUUACAAUCAUUAGAAUUGGAAAGUUUAAUGAUAAAUGAUUAAAAGUAUAUCAAACUUGAGGAAAUCUUAAAAUGUUAUUUGGAGCAAUCAACUGAAAGUGAAACUGCUUUAUUUUUAGAAAUUGAAAAAUAUUUAAAUGGAAUCAAAUAAUUAAAGGAAGGCUUUUAAUUAGGAUAAUAAUUAGAGUAACAGUUAAAAUUUGUUAUUAAAUUGUAAAAUGAAUAAAUAUAAAAAUUAAAAUUAAAUUAAUCAGCAGAUGACAUACAAUAAUAAAUUUAGUAAUAAUUAGCAUAUGCUUUGCAAUGUCAAGGUUUAGUUAUGAAAACAUUUUAUGAAAAUUUAAACUUAAAAGAGUAAUAAGGGGCUACAUAAACAGUAUCAAAAGUCUAAGUACAAGUUGAUACCAAUCUCAAUAUAUUAAAAGAUAUAGUUGAAACUGUUUAAGUAUUUAUUAUUGGUAUUUGAUAGAAUUCUCUAAAUGAAAGAAGAUAGUUUCAAUAACAAUUAGAUCUAUAAUUUAAUUCAUAAUAUGUCACAUUGGAUAAAUUUAAAGAAUUAGAAACCUAAUCAGAAUAUAAAGAGAAACUGUUAUCUGAAUAAACCCAAAAAUUGGUCUUAAUGGAAGAGUAAAUCAAUGUGAUUGAAAAACAAAUAUUACAUAAAUUAGAAGAAAAUGGCAUUACAAUUAAUGAAAAUGAUCAAGUUGUUGAUGUUAGAGAUUAGCAGAUAUAAGAUUUGAAAACUAGAAUUACUGAUCUUAAUAAAGAACUCAAAAAUUCAAAUUAAGAAUUAAAAGAAUUAUACAAAAACUCAGAAAAGAUUAUUUAAUAACUAAAGUUUGAAAAUCAAUAAAUUUUGACUUAAAAAUAAGAAAUAGAAAGUAAUUAUGUGCUUACUUAAACUAAUAUUACAGAAUUUUAAGAUAAUUCCAAAUCACAAAUUACUACUCUUGAAUAACAACUAAGUUAAUUACAAUAUUAAAAUUAAUUGUAAAUUAAUCGAUGUCAAUAGUUAAAUCAAAUAAAUGAAGAUUUAAAAUAAAAAAUUGUAAAUGAAGAACAUAAAAAUGAACAACUUACUUAAGAAUUAAUAUAAAACGAAAAAAAAUUAAAAUAACUAAAUCAAUUAAUUGUUGAUAACGAUAUUGAAUUUUAAGAAUUUAAAUAAUAACUAUAAUCUUAUGAAAAUAUUAUCACUUAAUUAGAAAAUAAUGUAAAUGAUUAAAAUAUUAAACUUCAAUUAAAUUAAUAAUCUAUUUCCUAAUUAGAGUUCGAAAAUGUAAAUUUAAAAUAAGAGUGUUCCAAAUAAUAAAAUUAAGUUUUACUUAUGUAAGAUUAAUUAUAAUUAUCAAUGUCUAAAUUAGAAAAUUCAGAAUAGGAGUUAUUCUCCUAAUUAUAAUAAACUUAAAGAGAUAACUAAAUUUUAUAAACUGAGAAUUCUCUCCUAUCAAAAGCAAAUUAAGAAAUGCAGUUAGAAAUGGAUGCUUUGAUUCAAGAAUUACACUCAAAAACUGAAGAUCUUUCAAAUGCUCAAAUUUAACUUUAAUAAACAUCACAAAAGUAGGAAAAAGAAAUAGCAAUCUAUCAAUAGCAAAUCUAAAUUGAACGUUCAACCUUAGAGAAAGAUUAUUAGGAGUAAAUUAAACAGUAGAAGAAUGUUUUUGAGCUGCUAUUUUCUUAGUUAAAUACAAAACAGAAUUGCGAGAUAAAUAAAUUGAAUCAAGAAGUAUUUUGUAUUUAUAAUUUAGAUUCUCUCCUUGAAUUGUAUAAUUAAGGAAAGAGAAACUUAUAACGCAGAAACAUAAUCUUAGUAAGAAUUUCAAACUCAUGUAAUUUUUUAGGCUUAUUUUUAGUUGUUAAAUUAAAAAAUACAAAAUGAGACAUAAAGAGCUCUACAUUUACAAAGCAUACUUGAAAGAUAGAAAAAUGAGUUUGAAGAAAUUCAAAAAGAGUAAAAGUCCAGCAUAGACUUAUUGUAAAAGCAAUUAGAAAGUAAGCAGGCUGUAAUUCAAGAAACAUCGGAUCAUUAUAAUCAAGUUCAUGAACUCUACCUCUCUUUGUAGGCUAGGAUGGAACAAAAGGACUAAGUUAAUUCCGAAUUGAAACGAGAUAUGCUGUAAAAUAAGUCCAAAUUAGAGAGUUAGACAAAAGAAAUACAACAGUUACAAUAAAAAAUAAACUCAAUAGAAAAUGAGAAUUUACAAAGUAGGAAUACAAUGGAAAUUUAAUAAUAAGGUAAAUUGCAAGAUAUGACAUAAAAAUUAUAAAUAAAAAUGAGAACAAUAGAAUAAUUGACUAUUGAAAAAAUUAAUCUGAAUGAUAAAAUUAAGGAAAUUGAAUGUGAAUCCAAUAAAUUUAAAUAAACUAUAUGUCAAUUAGAACAAUAAUAGCACGAAUCAUAAAAUGAAAAUAACUAUUUAUAAACUCAAGUUUAAUGUUUGAAUAAUAAGCUAAUUGAGAAAGAAUAAGAAAUUGAGUUUUUGCAAUAAGAAAUAAGUAAAUAAAAUUAGAUUCUUGAUAAGAGCUCUGAAAUUUGGAAAAAAGAAACAGAUUAAAUGGAAAUAGAUAACAACAUAUUAAAAAUCUAAAUAAAUGAUAAAUAAAAAGAUAUUCACAAACUCGAAUAAAAAUUGAAUGUUACUUUUAAUGAUUUACAAUUAAGAGAACAGUAAAUAGAUCAAUUAAAGUUAUAAUUAAAUCAUCUCAAUGCUAAUUUAUAACAAUAGUUAGACCUUACGACUAAAGAUAACUUAUUAUUGAAAAAAGAAAUAUAAUAAUUGAAUCAACAUAUUGAAUCAUAACAUGAGGAAAUAGAUUAGAUGAGAAUGGAGUUGGAUUAAAAAUAAACUCAAGUUGAUGAAAGUAAAUCUGCUGUUAAAAAGUUAACUAAAUAACUUGAAUUAGAAAUUAAAUAAUAUUCUCUACAUCUAAAAAAGAGUGAAGAUUAACAUAAAAAAGAAGUUUAAGAGUUGGUAGAUCAAUUAGACAUUCAUCAAAAGCAAUUAUAAUAAAAGGAUUUGAUUAUUGAAUAAUUAAAUAAAUAAGUAAAUGGAUUAUAGUGCGCAUUUGAAACUAAAGAAGAAUUAAAUCAUUAAACUCAAAAGGAUAUCUAAUAAUUAAAGGAUAAAUUAAAAUCUGACUAAAAUAAAUUUACUGUAAAUAUAUAUAUUGAUUAAUAGAAAAUUAUUUAAGGUCUUGAGAAUGCCAACAAUCAAUUGAAAAGCUAAUUAGAAGAAAAUAGUCAUUAAAUCCAAGAAAAUGCUCAUAAAUAUUAAUCAGUCUAGAAGUAAAAUGAUUAAUAAAGCAUUUAAUUUAAUGAAUAAUAAGAAAAAUAUAAUCUCUUAAAAGAACAAUUUACUAGAUUAGAAUCUUAAAUGAAAUAAGAAUCAUAAAUAAGAGAACAAUAUAGUCAUAUUGCUGAUAAAGUUACAAAAGAAAACAAUGAAUUAAAAUAGAAGAUUGACAAAAAAUAAUAAGUAUAAAUUGUUAUUAAUUAAAGAUUAUAGUAUAAUUAGAGACAGCACUCUUGUAAAAUGAAGAAACAUUAAAGAACGUUCAUGAUCGAGCUAAGGAAUUUUGUAAAUAAUAAGAAAAGGAAAUUAAUGAUAUUAAGGAUCAAUACCUAAAGUUAGAGGCGGAACACAAUGCAAUAUUAGUAAUUUUACUGUAUUAUAUUUAAAGUCUUAAAAUCAAGAAAGAGAAGAUGAAAAUGAACAAAUGAAAGAUUAGAAGGAUUAAGCAUUAAGAUAAAUGCAUACUUUAGAGGAUGAGAUUGGAAAGUUAAAGAAAGAAUUAUAAGAAUAACAUGAAAAGUUAACCAAAUCAAAUAAUGAGAGAUCUAUGUUGUAUAAAUAAAUAGAAGAAAUGUAAAAAGAUAUUGCCUAACUUGGAGGUCAUAAUAACCCAUCAUAAAAAAUAAGAUAUUUAAAUACAAUAAAAUAAGAAAAUUCUUGUUUGAAAUAAGAAAAACUAUACUUAUCAGAAUAAUUGCAAAAAGAAAUAGAAGAAAAAAAUAAAUUAUUAUAGUAAUAAUAAUAGAAUAGAAAAAACACUGACUCAGAUAUUUAGUCAUCUAAAUUAGAUCUGGUAUGUAUGAUGUUUAAUUUUAUAGUAAAAAUUGAUGGUUGAAAAUUAGAGACUCAAUAAUGAGAUGACUAAACUUAACUAAAUUUUAAAUUUAAGUGGGGUUAAAAAUAGAUUUUCUAUAAAGGGUAGUGAUGGAGACAAGAUCAUCUAAUCUGUAUAAUUACUUAUUUAAGAAUUAAUUGUAAGAAUCAUGUAUAAUGACUAGGAUUGCAAAUAAGAAAUUUAAUAGAGGAAUAAAGAUUAAGAAGGAAAAAAUCUUAAAUAUUAAACCAUGGAAAAAGAUUUACUAGUUAUGAAAUAAAAAUUCUAUGCUGUUUAAAAGGAUAAUCCUUAAAGUUAAACUAAAGCAUAAAGUCCUGCUGUAUAACAUGAUGUAUUAAGAGACAAUAAUAGAAUGAAUAUGAAUUCAAGCAGUGUAUAAAGAUAAUCAAAACCAAAAACUUAAUAGACUUUCCAAUUUUAGUGA
Messenger RNA from Paramecium octaurelia, 5786 nucleotides. The record is from the annotation of a GenBank genome assembly. NCBI's taxonomy places the organism in Eukaryota, Ciliophora, Oligohymenophorea, Peniculida, Parameciidae.